Molecule: messenger RNA, 2910 nt
Organism: Oncorhynchus keta (chum salmon)
Lineage: Eukaryota; Metazoa; Chordata; Actinopteri; Salmoniformes; Salmonidae
Product: isthmin-1
Exons: 6
Coding region: 1130-2569 (479 amino acids)
Biological process (GO): negative regulation of angiogenesis
Source: RefSeq, a predicted model, not a curated record
AAAAAAUCACUGGCAGCGCGCUGCGACAGACAACAGCCUGUAUAGCAUGCCCAUAGUAUAGGAGUGUGGAUUGACUGCGGUUUGGUUUACACCAUUUGGACACGGUGAGGAACGGGACGCACUUGGAGCUUGGAUUGGAUAGCUGCUGGUUUUAUGCUGCGCAGAACUCAGCCCAGAAUUACCACCACCACGCCUAUAUUCGCCACUAAUGGACGGAUAAUGUUCGUGGUUGAAAUGGACAACUAUUCAAACUAGAAAGUAUUAUUUUUGGGGGGGAUCCACUUCUUGGCGGUUGGAUGGUGUGCGAAAGGUAGCCACACCAGCUAGUUCACUCUCUACGCAAAUUCAAAAUGACAAUUUUUGGAUAGGGGAUAGCCUAUGUAAUGCAUAAGGGAUCAUUUGUGUCCAAAGCAUCAAAACCCAGGAGUGCUGCAUACCACAGAUGAGAGAGAGAAGGGAACGAGGUUUGAUUCUGAAGCUGGGCCAAAGUAUUCGUGUAAACAGUGGAGAAUUGCAGUGGGGGGAAACACGGGUCUGGAACUGGGCUGCACGUUUCUUGAUCGUGCAGAGGACUGCGCCUGGAGUGCAACAAGCAAGAGCCUACAUUUCUAUAACAUACUAAAUUGUGCGCAAGACAAUUGUCCCGCUGUUAUUUAAAUACUUUUCUCAUGGGUAGUGUUAUUCAGUCGCCCUGGCAGCAUUUGGAUAAUUAACUUUGGAGAUCCAUGCCAACAUAGAAGGAGCACAGUUCAAGGGGAUACCACAGAAAACCUUGCUGAAUGGACCUUUAACUUUGGUUUAACGUUAUCCUUUUUACACAGCGAAUCCGGACUCACUUUUUGGCACAUUUGAAGAACGCUCUCCGCCGAGGCUGGUCUGAUGUAAUUCAAAAUAAACAAAAUCAACCUAACCUGAUUCCAAACACAAACUUUUGACAGAUUGUAUUUUAUUACGUCCUACCCCCCCCUUUCCCAUUAAAAGUGUACUUCUGAACCUCGAAGUGGCUCCGAAGUGGUGUUGUGACUCCUCGCCCGCAGCGGAUCCGGAGCUUGGAGUGUCUGGAGCGGGAGGAGUUGGCGGCGGACCCCCUGUCACACAGCAGGGACCCAAGACGAGUAGGGUGAAAAAGAUGGUUCGAUUGGCGGCAGAACUGUUGUUGCUUUUAGGACUUCUACUUCUUACCUUACAUAUUACGGUGUUAAGGAGCAGCCCGCUGAAUCAAGGGAAUUUAACUUCGAGCCAGGAUCAGCAGUAUACAGUGAUUGCAGAGAAUAAUGUCAGAACAGAGAGCAGUUUGUUAGCCCAGCAGGGUCCAGGGAAGUGGAGGGGAUCAGAGCCCCAGUCAGCCCAGAGGCCUGCUGCCCUCCCCUGGGCCCCGAGUCAGGCUACAGGAGGCAGCCUGCAGAGAGACAGGCCUGGGGCCUUCCUCCUGGACCUCAGCAACUUCCCUGACCUCUCCAAGGCUGAUAUAAACCGACAGAACCCAAACAUACAGGUGACCAUAGAGGUGGUGGAUGAUCUAGAAGGGGCGGAGCAUGAGAAAGGUCUGAAGAAGGAGAACAAACCAGGUUUGGCCGCUCCCAACUGGAGAAACUGGUGGCAAACCACCUCCUCUUCAUCCUCCUCCUCCUCUUCUUCUUCGGUCUUGACCCCACGUCGACCCAAGGAGCAGGCUAGGGAGCAGCAGCCCACCUACAGAGGAGGAGUAGCAAGUGGCAGUAACACAGAGGAUAGUAACUUCCUAAAACCACUAGGGGGCUGGGAGAGGAGAGGAGGCGCAGGAGGAGGACGUGCCAGCAAGGUUCAGGCUGAAUAUGACUAUAUAGAUGGAGACGGUGGCUGGAGUAACUGGUCUCCAUGCAGUGUAACCUGUGGGAACGGGAACCAGAAGAGGAUCAGGUCAUGUGGUUACGCCUGCAGCGCCACAGAGUCACGCACCUGUGACAUGCCACCCUGCCCAGGUAUUGAAGAUGUGUUUAAGACAGCCGCCACUGAGGUCAGUCUACUGGCUGGAACCGAUGAGUUCAACGCUACAGAGCUCUUUGGUGUCGACACAGACAGCUGUGAACGCUGGAUGAACUGUAAGUCUGAGUUCCUGAAGAAAUACAUGAUCAAAGUCUCCAACGACCUCCCCAGCUGCCCCUGCUCCUACCCCACCGAGGUGGCCUACAGCACGGCCGACGUCCCCGACCCCGCCACACGCCGGGCCUUCCGCUGGAAAGACGCCAGCGGCCCCAAGGAGAAACUAGAGAUCUACAAACCCACGGCCCGGUACUGCAUCCGCUCCAUGUUAACUCUAGAGUCCACUACUCUGGCCGCACAGCACUGCUGCUACAAUGACAACAUGAAGCUCAUCACCCGGGGUAAAGGAGCAGGAACACCCAACCUCAUCAGCAACGAGUUCUCUGCUGACCUCCACUACAAGGUCGACGUCCUGCCCUGGAUCAUCUGUAAGGGGGACUGGAGUCGCUAUAACCAGGUCAGGCCUCCUAACAACGGGCAGAAGUGCCCAGACAACCCCCUGGAUGAGGAUUACCUCAAACAAGUUGAGGAGGCAUGGGAGUUUUAGAACUGGAGAGAUUAACAUAUUAAAGGGAAAAACAUAUGAAAUAUUUGUAUGAAUCUUGAACUUCAAUUGCUGCUUCAAACCAUCCAAGGCUAGAGUCCAAAUGAACAGGUCUGUCUGUUGAUAUCAGACAACGUAUUGCUCACAUGGACACAUCAUUGUCCUCAACAGAGACUAUGGACUUUAUUUUAAUAAAACCUAACUCAAUGGUAAAUCUAACCACUGUCGCGAGGGCUACAGGUUCGGGGGCGUGUCAGAAAUAUUUUUGGCUAUUUUCAUAACCAGAAUGAUUGUCUCAGUAGCAGGCGGUGGUGCAUAAGGGCUGGGUUUUGAUAGCAGGCGGU